Adineta steineri is the source of this 837-nucleotide messenger RNA. Lineage: Eukaryota; Metazoa; Rotifera; Eurotatoria; Adinetida; Adinetidae. The record is from the annotation of a GenBank genome assembly.
AUGUCAACGACUGGAUUUCCAUUGCCUUCUAAUUAUACAACAACUGAAGAAGGUUUACUACUAUCUGCUACAACUACUCUUAAUGAAACUGCUAAGGAAUAUGAUCAUAAUGGUGCUGCACUUUAUAUAGCUGUUAUACUUAUUUGGUAUUCAACUGGUUUAGCGAUGAUGCUAUUUCUUCAAGUACGUCCACGUUCAUUGCCACAUCAAUUUUUAUUUGAUUCAUCGAAUUCAUCAACAAAAAAAUCUCUUCAAACAUUAUCAACAAAUCCAUUUACUGGCUAUCGAAAUAUUCAAGCUGAUAAUACAACAAAACAAAUACUUAAUGAAUUAAAAGAUCCUGUAACACGGACACGUCUAUGGAAUAUAUAUUAUGCAUCAACGGAAAAAAAUAAUGAACCACAUCCAAAAUAUAAUCAAACAAUUACCGCUGAUAAAACUACUAUUGAUCGUAUUAAUAGAAAACUAGCUGAUAUACAUCGUCUGGAUACAGUUAAUGAUGAAAGUCCAAUAACAACAAAUCCAGUUUCACUAAAUAAUAAUCGAUCAUCAAUAUCUGUUGAUUCAGCAAAAAAUUUUGCUAAACGUCUUAAUUCAUUACGUCGUCCAAAUGGUGGUACAACACCAAAUACUCGACCGCAACUUAUGCGAAUACAUUCUCAAGAUGAAACAUCAUCACCAAAUACAACACUCGAAAUGGAAUCACUUGUUACUGGAAAACCAUCAACAAGAAAUACUUCACGUAAACCAAGUUUAUUUUCAAGCCGGUUUACUAUCGAAAAAGUAUCUGAUAGUAAAACAAUUCCUGAUCUUACUAAUGAAAACAAACGAGAAUAG